Messenger RNA from Pelobates fuscus (common spadefoot toad), 2162 nucleotides. RefSeq names its product oocyte zinc finger protein XlCOF7.1-like. Gene Ontology annotation, molecular function: DNA-binding transcription factor activity, RNA polymerase II-specific. The record is from RefSeq and is a predicted model, not a curated record. The transcript is spliced from 5 exons. NCBI's taxonomy places the organism in Eukaryota, Metazoa, Chordata, Amphibia, Anura, Pelobatidae. The coding region runs from base 416 to 2146 and encodes 576 amino acids. Gene Ontology annotation, biological process: regulation of transcription by RNA polymerase II. Gene Ontology annotation, cellular component: nucleus.
GUGAUAAUGGACAAAAACAGAAAUCGGGUGACUGAGAGGAUCUUGGAUCUCACCAUGGAUAUCAUCUACCUGCUGACCGGAGAGUGAUAUCAUACAUCAGGGCUCGACAAAUCCCAGGUGCCAGGUUACCUCAGAGGCGGGCGGCUGCAGGGAGAUUGUGGAGGCGGGCGGAAAGCUGGGGGAUUGUGGAGUUGGGUGACAGGCUGUGUGUAUUGUUGCCAUGCGGCGAGGGAGCUGUGAUGUCCCUGAUCUCGCGCACCGCUUUGUGAGGCCAGAAUAUGACUUCAUAUUCCGUACCUGGUCUCACUAAGCCGAGCGAGAGGGAGCAGAGCAGGGACAUUAAAGCUCCCUCACCUCCCGACUACUAAUUGCACAGCCAGCCGCCCGCCUCCACAAUCCCCCAGCCGGUCGCACAAUGGACCCCAGAGAAUAUAUGGUUGUGAAGAAAUACGAUGAAAUUGCCAAUAGCUGUCACCAUUUGUCAGAUGGAUCCAACAGGACCCAGAGCCCCAGCACGGUUCCACCAUCUCGCUCACUGAUACAUGAGGGAAACAAUGACCAGAAGAUCCUGGAACUGACCAAUCAGAUCAUCAAUUUGCUGACUGGAGAGGUUCCUAAAAGGUUUAAAGAUGUCACUGUAUAUUUGACCACUGAGGAAUGGGAGUAUUUAGAAGGACACAAGGAUCUCUGCAAGGGUGUAAUGAUGGAGAACCAUCAGCAUGUGUGCUCACUGGCUGAAUCAGUGCCUGGCGCAUUUCACACACCAGAUUCUUUGUCUGAUUUAAGAACCAGUGAGGAAAUUGUAAAUAAUGAGAGAGGAAUGUCUUUGAAAAUCAAAAAAACAAGGUAUAAAAAGGCAAAAUCUAUGACUUACAUGUCACAAGAAGAUCUUUCAUGGAAAGAUGGAAAUCUGAAAGUCCUUCAUACACCCACAGAACAUACACAGACAGAAUACCAAUCGACUCAUAUUAAGGAAGAAUCAGCCUUAUGUCAAGAAGGAAAUAUCAAAGACACUGACAUUUAUACAAACACAGAACAUGCACAAACAAAAUGUCCAUGUAACCAUAUUAAGGAAGAAUCAUCCUCGUGUAACAAGGGAAAUCUCACAGACACUGACAUUUACACAACAACAGAACAUACACUGAUAAAAUAUCCGUCUAUACUUAUUAAGGAUGAAUCAGCCUCAUAUCAGGAAGGAAAUCUUUCAGACACUGAUACUGAUAGCUCCACAGAAGAUAUAUGCACUGCUAUUAUCAAGGAGGAGUCAAUUUCAUGUGAAGAAGAUAUUCUUACAGAUAUAGAUAUCUAUGCACCCACAGAGCAUACACAGACAGAAUACCAAUCUAUUCAUAUUAAAGAGGAAUCAGAGGAGAAUGGAGGAGGAAAUCACAAAAUUGACAACAAUUAUACGCUUACAAAAUACACACUGAGAGGAGAUUCAUUAACCUGUAUUCAAGGUUAUAUCAAUUCAUCUAACAAGAAGUCUUGUGACCUAACAGAAGAUGUCUUAUUUUCUACAUCGGACCUUCUUAUACAUGAGACAGAUUUUGGAAGAAAGAAACCAUUUGCAUGUUCUAAAUGUGGACAGUGUUUUAGUCAAAUGUCAGAUCUUGAUAACCACCAGCACACUCACACAGGAGGAAAACCUUAUAAAUGCAUUGAAUGUGGGAAAUGUUUUAGCAUUGCUGCAAAGCUUGCUUCGCAUGAAAGAAUUCACCGAGGAGAGAGACCAUUUAAAUGCAAUCAAUGUGAUAAAUGUUAUAACCUAAAGUGUAACCUUAUUCGGCAUCAGAGGACUCACACGGGAGGGAAAACAUAUGAAUGCUCAGAGUGUGGGAAAUGUUUUAACAUGGCGGCAAAGCUUACUUCACAUGAAAGGGUUCACAGGGGAGAGAAACCAUUUAAAUGUAAUGAAUGUGAUAAAUGUUACAACUUAAAGCAAGAUCUUAUUCGGCAUCAGAGGACUCACACAGGAGAAAAAAUAUUUAAAUGUGAUGAGUGCGGAAAAUGUUUUAAUUUAAAGGCUACUCUUAAUAGGCAUCAGAUGAUUCACACGGGAGAAAAACCAUUCAAAUGCACUGAAUGUGGAAAAUGUUUUAACCAAAAGUGCACUCUUAUUAGACAUCAACGUAUCCAUGCAGGUUAGAAACUGUUAAAAAAAA